Molecule: messenger RNA, 1747 nt
Organism: Lolium perenne
Lineage: Eukaryota; Viridiplantae; Streptophyta; Magnoliopsida; Poales; Poaceae
Molecular function (GO): protein binding
Source: RefSeq, a predicted model, not a curated record
GGCCGGACUUUUGCGCCGCGGGCUGUAUUGGAGCUACGCAUCCGCAUCUUACAGCCGCCGUUCGAGCUUUCACAGCCAUGGCCUCCUCCGAGCCACCCUCGCCGCCGCCGCCGCCGCCGCCGCCCGCUCCGACCACCAUUAACGCUCUCACCGAUGACCUCCUCCGCGAGAUCUUCUUCCGCCUCCCGGACCUCCCGAGCCUUGCCUGCGCGGCCUUCAGCUGCCGCGCCUUCCUCCGCGCCGUCCGCUCCUCCCCGGCCUUCCGCCGCCGCUUCCGCGAGCUCCACGCGGCGCCCAUCCUCGCUCUAUUUAUCGAACCCUACAUGCGCGCCUUCGUCCCCGCCGUCAGUCACAUGUCCGACUCCGACACGGGCAUCACCGCCGCCUUCGCUGAUUUACUCAGAGACGACGGUUCCUCCGAGUGGAUGUAUCAUCCCGAGGCUCCCUACUCCGACGGGUAUGCCUUCUUCAUCAACCGGAACACCGAGCAGAAUAUCUUCUACAACGUCCACACGCAGGCCCUGUAUAUCUACCCCAGGAAGUCCCACGUCGGCGUCCACACAUUCCUCGAGUUCCGCACGCUCCCUGCCGACCGAGAUGGCCAGAGGCCAUCCCGUGUGGUCUGUGUUCAUCACGAUAGCUCAUGGGCGUGGGCGCGCCUGGCCAUCUUCUCGUCUCAUGCCAUGGAGUGGCAGGUCAUCCCUGAGUCCGGGACGCCGCUGCUUAAGGGCGGCAGCUACACAAUUGGUACGGUUAUCGGUGGGUUCGUCUGUUGGUUAUAUGAGGACUGCAUUCUCGCGCUCAACAUUGCUAAGUUUCAGUUCUCACUAGUGGAUCUGCCGUCGCCCUCAGACCCAGACUUGAACUCGUGUUUUAAUAUUGGUCAGACCAAGGAUGGGGAGCUCUGUUUAGUGGGUGCGCAGGAAUGCACGCUUUCUGUCUGGCUCUUGACACCGGACAAUGGCGGGGUCGAGAGAUUUGUGCUGCACAAGGCGUUUCCAUUGCACACAAGUCUUAAGGAGGUCACUGGGCGUCCAGUAGAGGAUAUUGUUGAUGUUGGAUCGCAGCUUAUAAUGGCUAUCGAUGGCUUUGUGUACCUAGCUGUUGUCUACAAUGGGGAUCCUCAAUCUUGGUUCGUGUCCGUCUGCCUGGAAACAACAGAUGUGAAGCUCCUCUUUAAGAGAACAAGCUGUUCUUCCUGCUUCGAUCCCUGCAUCAUGGCCUGGCCUCCUGCUAUGAUACAUAACGAGGAGGAUUCAGAAACUGAAGUUAUUGGCGACAGUGUUGGUGAUAAUGGCCGUGUUGGCAUAGAAGAAGCUUCCCCUAUCCUUUUCACAGCAUUGCGAUCAUUCAAAGAAGCUUUGAUUGACGAUGGCAAUGCAAAAUUUGUGUGCUAUAUGGAUUCCUUCUUACUUGAUGAUGAGGUUAACUCUCUUCUGAACAAAAUCAGUACUUUAGAUGCAGGACUAGCAGCUGCGAGAGACCGUGUCUUGAAAAUAGGUGGUCGCUCCGAUAUCAAAAAGGAAAGGAUAGAACGAGAGGGUUGGUGGCGAAUGUGCAAAGGGAUGUUGCGGAGAGCUCGUCCUAGUUGCUUUGCCAGUUGAUCUUGGUGUGCUGUCUUUCUGCUCAUGAAUUAUGCUUCUGUUGAAUUGCUGCAUUGUUCUUCAGUUUUAGGAUGGCGUGAGCGCAUAUUGUCAUAUUACUUUUGCUGAGUUUAUCCAAUCGAUAUGAACGAAGUUUUAAUAUA